AUGCUAAUUAGUUUUACAAACUCUGCGUGCUUUUUUUGUUCUCUCAAAUUUAUAUUUCACUUUUCUUCGUUUGUUAACAAAUCUUUUUUUUUCUUUAAUAUACUUUUUGUUCUCUUUCUUUCUUUCUUUCUUUUUUUCUUUCUUUUGCUCUCUUUCUGCUUUUCUCUAUUUCUCUUCCUUUCCCUUUUUUUUCCCUUUCUCAUUGACAUUCCGCUUGAUUCAUUCUCUUUCUUUUUGAUACUAUUCAUAUUUUUUCCUUUAGGAAUGUUUGAUUGUUUCAUUCUUUCUUUCGUUAUUUCUUUUGUAUUUCACUAUUUCUUUUUCUCUUUCCAUUAUAUUAUCCAUUACAUUAUUUUCUAUUCUAACGUUAUCUAUCUAUCUAUCUAUCUAUCUAUCUAUCUAUCUAUCUAUCUAUCUAUCUAUUUUUUGGAUUUUCCCUUUUCUUCCUUUUCUUCCUUUUUUACUUCCACUUCUUACUGUGUCUUUCUUAUUUUCUUUCUUUUACUUUAUUUUAUGAUAUUUGUUUUUUGUCAUUAUUUCUUUCUUUUUACUUUUCGUUUUCUUUCCUUUUAUAACAUUCCUUCUAUUCUACCUUAUCUGUAUUUCGAUUUUUCUUUCAUUCUUACUUUAUUUCUUCCUUUUUUCUUUUUUUUAUAUUUGUUUUAUUUCCAUUUCUUUCAUUUUUACUUUAUUAUUUUUUCUUUCUCUUUCUUAUGA
Molecule: messenger RNA, 717 nt
Organism: Acanthosepion pharaonis
Lineage: Eukaryota; Metazoa; Mollusca; Cephalopoda; Sepiida; Sepiidae
Source: the annotation of a GenBank genome assembly